UGCGCUUCUUGUGAGGUAACUUCAUCAUAAAACAACUAGAAAUCGCCGGGUGCACUGAGCUCUUUGAGUAGCCUAUGACUGUUCACAAUUAAAGAUUAAGUUACGCUUUUUUCAGUUUGAUACAUGUUGAACAGCUCACUUCAGACCACUGAAACUAAUUGAAAUUGGUAAUGCGUUUGUGAAUUAUUCAUUAUUGACCGAAAAAGAAAGAAAACACUAAAUAUAUUAUGACUUUAUCAGUGUCAUGACCUCAUAUUUCAUGGACGUCGAGCGUGAGUAUUUACCAUGUGGAUCCUUUGCAGACUGUAUAACUGAACAGUAUCUUGGUGUCUGGAGAGGCAAUGUUAUGAAUGGAUUUAGGAAGGGAAGAGAAUGUGACUGAGUCUGCUGCUGCAUCCUCCAACUGCUGCACAACUUCUGCUGUGCUUUAUGACAACACAUUCCUUGGUCUGGAGGACAGCACCAAGCUCGUUGGAGUGCAGGCCAUACUCAUCCUUGCCUACAGCAUAAUCAUUUUGCUUGGAGUAAUUGGGAACACCCUCGUCAUCUACGUUGUAUACAAAUUCAAAACGCUACGCACCGUCACUAACUUUUUCAUCACAAAUCUUGCAAUGGCGGACCUGCUGGUGAACACCUUAUGUCUGCCGUUCACUUUGAUAUACACCCUCCAGGAUUCGUGGAAGUUUGGGCAGGUCAUGUGCUUCAUGCUCCCGUACGCUCAGGGUCUGGCGGUGCACGUUUCCACGGUGACCCUGACCGUCAUUGCGUUGGACAGACACAGGUGCAUAGUCUAUCACAUGCAGACCAAAAUGUCCAAGGACAUGUGCUUUGUCAUCAUUGCCGUAACCUGGGUCAUCAGCGCCAUUUUAGCCAGCCCGCUGGCCAUCUUCAGAGAAUACGCGACGUUCAAUCUGUCCCCCACGCAGCCCAUCCACGUGUGCAUGGAGAAGUGGCCCGGCAGCCACAGGGAUGGCACCAUCUACGGCAUCUUCGCCUUCCUCCUGCAGUACGGCCUGCCCCUGUCCAUCAGCUCCUUCGCCUACGUGAAGAUAUGGAGCAAACUGAAGAGCCGCGGCACUCCGGCGGGAGGACGAGAUCGCCACCGGAGACGGCGGAACACCACCAAGAUGCUGGUCGUCAUGGUGGCGGUGUUCGCCGUGAGCUGGCUGCCCUUCCACGCCUUCCAGCUGGCCGCCGACACCGACAGCACCGUGCUGGACAUGAGGGACUUCAAGCUCCUCUACACCGUCUUCCACAUCGUCGCCAUGUGCUCCACUUUCGCCAACCCCAUCCUGUACGGGUGGAUGAACAAGAACUACAGGGACGCGUUCAUGGCCGUGUUCAACUGUGAGCGGAGGCACGAAUACGUCCACCCUCCAGCUCACGGGAGAGUUGGAACCAAAAAGGCCCUGGAGGCUGAAGAGUCUCUAGAUUUGAAGGCCAUCAGUGUCUAAAGACAGAGCAGAUAUUAAUGAUGUGGUGCACGUUUUUAUCACCUGCAAGGAUAUGUGCAAAUCAAUUAGCAUUCUCUGCUGGCAUGCAG
Anguilla anguilla (European eel) is the source of this 1543-nucleotide messenger RNA. RefSeq names its product neuropeptide Y receptor type 2-like. The record is from RefSeq and is a predicted model, not a curated record. Gene Ontology annotation, biological process: G protein-coupled receptor signaling pathway. NCBI's taxonomy places the organism in Eukaryota, Metazoa, Chordata, Actinopteri, Anguilliformes, Anguillidae. Gene Ontology annotation, cellular component: membrane. The transcript has 2 exons. Gene Ontology annotation, molecular function: neuropeptide Y receptor activity. Bases 351 to 1454 code for a protein of 367 amino acids.